AUGGUGCAAGCCGACCAUGAUGACUACACUAUUGAGGGUCAAAACUUUGGGAUUCGUUCCAACGCCGAGUUUAAUGAAUCUGUUGACAAGAACGAGGACCUUUAUGGUAAUAACUCUUUCAUUAUGAGUAGAGUUCAAUCAAAGGAAGACAUUGAGAAAACGAUAGAAGUCUAUGGUCAAAAGUGGAAAGUUUUGAAGAGAUUCAAAGUGCUGGGGACACGAAAUAUGAUGAUUACAAAUCAGUAUCCUAUGAUAGAGGUCUCCUAG
This is a messenger RNA of Microthlaspi erraticum, 267 nucleotides long. NCBI's taxonomy places the organism in Eukaryota, Viridiplantae, Streptophyta, Magnoliopsida, Brassicales, Brassicaceae. The record is from the annotation of a GenBank genome assembly.